AUGAUCGCCCAGCCACCUUCAACUAGCGCUUUCGCCCGAAGAGUCGUGAACCCACUUGGCUUUACCAAAGUCUACAACUUUUGGUUGUACAUAAUCUUCGGUGGAGCACUUACUGACUUCGUCCUAGCACGUUUUUCCUACCUUAACUUUUCGCACAACUUCUGCCCGGCCGAUGGACCGAGCGAGAGUGGAAACAGCGCAGCCCCAGGAGAAUGCUAUUACUACCUCAACUUCACACAAUACAAGGUCGGCAUCUUGCUUCAUCUGGGAGGUAUUCUUCCCGCUAGUUUGAUUGCUGUUGCACAGUUUACACCAUUUAUUCGUCACCGCUGGAUAAUCGUACAUCGCAUUGGCGGAUAUGCUGCACUUCUCCUGUUCCUGGUCAGCCUUGCAGGAGCGUUCAUGAUAAUGCGACACGCGUUCGGCGGCGGCCUAGAAGUGCAGAGCGCUCUCGGCGUUCUAGGCCUAAGUACGCUGGCCUGCUUCAUUAUCAGCUAUAUCAACGUAAAGCUAACUGCAAAGCAAGGAUACUACGUCGUCUGGACAUGCGCAAGGAUCGCCGCAACCAUCACCCCUGACAUUGAUCUUGCGAAUUCGUAUCCAGCAUGUGCUGCUUACGUUGAUGGUACGGAUCCCGAUGCAGUAUCAGCCGUGGCAGCGACCUUUGGGGUAGGAGACGCAGCGAAUAUGGGCGCAGCAUUUAAUGCAGAAUUUGGCAUGGCACUAUGGCUCUCUCUUGAGCUGCAUGCUAUUGGUGUUGAGGUUUAUCUACACCUUACGCCGAGAGAGGCCCAAAGGUUGAGACAAGUAAGCUAUCAAAAACAACUCGAGUCCGGCAUGCGUAACCCGGGUUCGGCGGGUCUCACAGCAGAUCGGUUGGGUGAUGCACACAGGUGGUCGCCUGACGUGCCAGAAGAACAACACAGUACAAGCUCGGCAGAAGUUGUAACCAUGGUAUCUGAUUCAGUGCUAGACAGAAAAUGA
Messenger RNA from Bipolaris zeicola 26-R-13, 984 nucleotides. RefSeq lists its product as uncharacterized. The record is from RefSeq and is a predicted model, not a curated record. The transcript has 3 exons. Bases 1 to 984 code for a protein of 327 amino acids. Lineage: Eukaryota; Fungi; Ascomycota; Dothideomycetes; Pleosporales; Pleosporaceae.